AUGUCUUCUGAAAGUGUCGAAGCCGAUAAAUACUCAGUUGCAUAUGUCACAGUUCCAAGCAUGGAUGUGGGAAAGACUCUAGGUAAUGGUCUGGUCAAAAAUAAGCUGGCUGCAUGUGUUAAUAUUAUACCUCAAGUAACCUCAAUUUAUGAAUGGAAAGGAGAGAUAAAUGAAGACAGUGAAGCUCUCCUUAUGAUCAAGACACGCACAUCUCAAGUGAACAAGCUAACAGAAUUUGUUAGAUCCAACCACCCCUACGAGGUCUGUGAAGUGAUAUCAUUGCCGAUAAAGAAUGGCAACCCACCAUACUUGAAAUGGAUUGGAGAGACUGUCCCUGAAAAU
Iphiclides podalirius (scarce swallowtail) is the source of this 342-nucleotide messenger RNA. Lineage: Eukaryota; Metazoa; Arthropoda; Insecta; Lepidoptera; Papilionidae. The record is from the annotation of a GenBank genome assembly.